Molecule: messenger RNA, 3540 nt
Organism: Nicrophorus vespilloides
Lineage: Eukaryota; Metazoa; Arthropoda; Insecta; Coleoptera; Silphidae
Gene: SERCA
Product: calcium-transporting ATPase sarcoplasmic/endoplasmic reticulum type
Exons: 10
Coding region: 224-3229 (1001 amino acids)
Biological process (GO): calcium ion transmembrane transport; intracellular calcium ion homeostasis
Cellular component (GO): membrane
Molecular function (GO): ATP hydrolysis activity; ATP binding; P-type calcium transporter activity
Source: RefSeq, a predicted model, not a curated record
UAGUCCAGCCGUUCGCAACGCAAAAACCAGCACAUGGGGCCUAAGCCUCGUGUAAACUGUUUUUAAUUUUUGUAACCGAGAAGAAUUAACUUAAUUUUUGUGCUGUUAGUGACUGACGACGACGAUAUAAGCAACAGAGGAGGAACAUUUGGGACCACCAAAUCUAACGAGAACAUUCGCAAAGAAACCUUUGUGAUACCUAAAAGGGAACUGAGAGUUAACCAUGGAGGACGCCCACAGUAGAAGCGUGGAGGAGUGCCUAAACCACUUCAACGCUGAUCCGGAGCGGGGCUUGUCGCCUGAGCAAGUCAAGAGGAAUCAGGAGAAAUACGGACCUAAUGAAUUGCCUGCUGAAGAAGGCAAAUCAAUAUGGCAGUUAGUUUUAGAACAAUUCGACGAUCUUCUAGUCAAGAUUUUGUUAUUAGCCGCUAUUAUUUCAUUCGUUCUCGCCUUGUUCGAGGAUCAUGAGGACGCUUUCACCGCUUUCGUAGAACCAUUCGUCAUCCUGCUCAUCCUCAUCGCCAACGCAGUCGUCGGUGUCUGGCAAGAAAGGAACGCUGAAUCCGCCAUCGAGGCUCUGAAAGAAUAUGAACCAGAGAUGGGCAAGGUCGUCCGUGGCGACAAGUCCGGUAUCCAGAAGAUCCGUGCCAAAGAAAUCAUUCCCGGUGAUAUCGUUGAGGUGUCCGUCGGUGACAAGAUCCCAGCCGAUAUCCGUCUGAUCAAGAUCUUCUCCACCACCCUGCGUAUCGAUCAAUCCAUCUUGACCGGAGAAUCCGUUUCCGUCAUCAAGCACACCGAUCCUAUUCCAGACCCACGCGCCGUCAACCAGGACAAGAAGAACAUCCUCUUCUCCGGAACCAACGUCGCCGCCGGCAAAGCCCGUGGUAUCGUCAUCGGCACCGGUCUUAACACCGCCAUCGGUAAAAUCCGUACCGAGAUGUCCGAAACUGAAGAAAUCAAGACCCCACUGCAACAGAAACUGGACGAGUUCGGUGAACAAUUGUCCAAGGUUAUCUCUGUCAUCUGCGUCGCCGUCUGGGCCAUCAACAUUGGUCACUUCAACGAUCCCGCUCACGGUGGAUCCUGGAUCAAGGGUGCCGUCUACUACUUCAAAAUCGCCGUCGCUCUCGCCGUCGCCGCCAUCCCAGAAGGUCUUCCAGCUGUAAUCACCACUUGUCUCGCUUUGGGUACCCGUCGUAUGGCCAAGAAGAACGCCAUCGUCCGCUCUCUGCCAUCCGUCGAAACCCUUGGUUGCACCUCCGUCAUCUGCUCCGACAAGACCGGUACCUUGACCACCAACCAGAUGUCCGUCUCCCGCAUGUUCAUCUUCGAGAAGGUCGAAGGCAAUGACAGCUCUUUCCAUGAAUUCGAAAUCAGCGGAUCCACCUACGAACCAAUCGGUGAAGUAUUCUUGAAGGGACAGAGGGUCAAGGCUUCCGAAUACGAAGGUCUCCACGAAUUGGGAACCGUCUGCAUCAUGUGCAACGAUUCCGCCAUUGAUUUCAACGAGUUCAAGCAGGCCUUCGAGAAGGUCGGCGAAGCCACCGAAACCGCUUUGAUCGUCCUCGCCGAGAAGAUGAACCCCUUCAACGUUGCCAAGUCCGGAGAUCGUCGCGCCGCCGCCAUCGUCGUCAGACAAGACAUCGAGACCAAGUGGAAGAAGGAAUUCACCCUCGAAUUCUCCCGCGAUCGUAAAUCCAUGUCCUCCUACUGCGUACCUCUUAAGCCAUCCCGCCUUGGAAACGGACCUAAACUCUUCGUUAAGGGAGCCCCAGAAGGUGUCUUGGAAAGGUGCACACACGCUCGCGUUGGAAACCAGAAGGUCCCACUCACCAACACUUUGAAGAACCGCAUUUUGGAAGUGACCAGGCAAUACGGUACCGGCCGCGACACCCUCCGUUGUUUGGCUCUCGCCACCGCCGAUGCCCCAAUGAAACCCGAAGAGAUGGAUCUUGGAGACUCCAACAAAUUCUACACCUACGAAGUCAACCUUACUUUCGUUGGUGUCGUUGGUAUGUUGGAUCCCCCACGUAAGGAAGUCUUCGACUCUAUUGUCAGGUGCCGCGCCGCCGGUAUCCGCGUUAUCGUCAUCACCGGAGACAACAAGGCCACCGCCGAAGCCAUCUGCAGACGUAUCGGAGUCUUCACCGAAGACGAAGAUACCACCGGCAAAUCCUACUCUGGUCGCGAAUUCGAUGACCUCCCAAUCUCCGAACAAAAGGCCGCUUGCGCCCGUGCCAGGCUCUUCUCCCGCGUAGAACCUGCCCACAAGUCCAAGAUCGUUGAAUACUUGCAAAGCAUGAACGAAAUCUCUGCCAUGACUGGUGAUGGUGUCAACGACGCCCCAGCCCUGAAGAAGGCCGAAAUUGGUAUUGCCAUGGGAUCCGGUACCGCCGUCGCCAAAUCCGCCUCCGAGAUGGUCUUGGCCGAUGACAACUUCUCAUCCAUCGUCGCCGCCGUCGAGGAAGGUCGUGCCAUCUACAACAACAUGAAGCAGUUCAUCCGUUACCUCAUCUCCUCCAACAUCGGUGAAGUCGUCUCCAUCUUCUUGACCGCCGCUCUCGGUCUCCCAGAAGCUCUCAUCCCAGUACAACUCUUGUGGGUCAACUUGGUCACUGACGGUCUCCCAGCCACCGCUCUCGGCUUCAACCCACCAGACUUGGACAUCAUGCAGAAGCCCCCACGUAAAGCCGACGAAGGUCUCAUCUCCGGAUGGUUGUUCUUCAGGUAUAUGGCUAUUGGUGGAUACGUAGGCGCUGCCACCGUCGGUGCUGCCGCUUGGUGGUUCAUGUACUCCCCAGAAGGACCACAAUUGAACUACUACCAAUUGACUCACCAUUUGGCUUGCAUUGGCGAAGGAGACGAAUUCAAGAACGUUGACUGCAAGGUCUUCACCGAUCCUCAUCCAAUGACCAUGGCUCUUUCCGUACUCGUAACCAUUGAAAUGUUGAACGCCAUGAACAGCUUGUCUGAAAAUCAAUCUUUGAUUGCCAUGCCUCCAUGGUCCAACUGGUGGUUGAUGGGCUCCAUGGCUCUCUCAUUCGGUCUCCAUUUCGUCAUCCUCUACGUUGAAGUACUCUCUACCAUCUUCCAAGUAACACCAUUGAACGGAGACGAAUGGCUGACGGUCAUGAAGUUCUCGAUUCCAGUCGUGCUUUUGGACGAAACGCUGAAGUUCACCGCCAGAAAGAUCGCAGACGUUACGCCCGUCGUCGAAAUCAGAAAGUAAGAAAAAAAAGCACCAAAAAUCGUACCAGCAACAACAAUAUCAUCCAUCAACAACAGUGACUCAAGAGACUCAUCCGGAGUGGACGUGUUCUCGGUUUCCCGGGAACGCGCGCUCAUCUCCAAAAACUCAUCCACAGCAAUACAAAUCAAUUAAGAAAAGUUACAAAAAAAAUCAAAACUAGUUUAAUAAAAACGAAAAUUCCCCCGUUAAAAAGACAAUUCAAAUUAAUUCGAUGACCCUCAAAAUAAUUCUUGUAAGAUUCGUGUCUUUUGAGCCGUUGCUAGGUAAUACGAUAAAUUUAACAACAAACA